AACACCACAUCCACCUCACUCAGCUCAGCUCAACCCAACCGAAGAAGAAGAAGAAGAAGAAGAAGAAGAAGAAGAAGAAGAAGAAGAAGAAGAAGAAGAAGAUCGCGUCAUGUUGCCAGGAAGGUUUCUCGGUCAGAAGAAGGCGAGGUCACCGACUGGUGCGCCCACAACCCCAAGAACACCAACGCCGGCGGCUACCACAAGACCGUCAACAAUGGUGGCUCCGCGCGUGCCCUCAACAACGUCACCAAGGGUGACUACACCUGUGGCCUCAAGAUCGUCAGCAAGAGUGGCUUCCUCCACCGCAUCAAGAACGUCAGCAAUGGCAGUUCCGACCACACACUCAAGAAUAUCAGCAACGUCGGCUCAACCCGCUACCUCAAGAACUUCAACAACGGCUAAUCCACAUGCGACCUCAAGAACGUCAACAACGGCAAAUCAGUCCGCGACCUCAAGAACUUUAACAACUGCAAAUCCGUAUGCAACCUCAAGAACGUCAACAACGACAAAUCUGUCCGCAACCUCAAGAACGUCAACAACGGCAAAUUCGUCCAUGGCCUCAAGAACGUCAGCGGCAUCAGUGACGGUGGCUCCUUCUGCAACCUCAAGAAUGUCAACAAGAGCCGCUCAGUCUGCUGCGACCUCAAGAGCGUCAACAGGAGCAACGGUGGCUUCAAACCGGUCGACGACACUGCAGCCAGGUGCGCCGACCUCAAGAACGGCUAGGACGACAGCCCCACCCUUGUCUGCGACAACAAGUCGUAGUCGUGCCACUCCCACACGUCCACCAGUUUCCAGCAUGCGUCGAUGAUCUCCAUCCAUGUACGUCGUCCAUCUUCGAUGAAGUUAAGUGGGUUGUGACCAGUUUAGUUAUGUUACAGUAAGUUAAUAAAUUUGUAAACUUGAUUGGUUCGAGCCCGUGAGAUGUAAGCCAAAAGUGUGCUAAUUGCUAAAUAGAUGGUCUACGGACCUGAAUGUAAUUUAUGUUACUUGUGUUGUUC
This is a messenger RNA of Triticum urartu, 1001 nucleotides long. RefSeq lists its product as uncharacterized. The record is from RefSeq and is a predicted model, not a curated record. Lineage: Eukaryota; Viridiplantae; Streptophyta; Magnoliopsida; Poales; Poaceae.